Messenger RNA from Nematostella vectensis (starlet sea anemone), 2775 nucleotides. Its product is annotated as bone morphogenetic protein 1. The record is from RefSeq and is a predicted model, not a curated record. Lineage: Eukaryota; Metazoa; Cnidaria; Anthozoa; Actiniaria; Edwardsiidae. The transcript has 10 exons. The coding region runs from base 485 to 2386 and encodes 633 amino acids.
GACACGAAACAAAAGUCGUAUCUUAAGUAUACUAAUUUUCAUCCGAAUUCAGAUGCGCUCCCAGGGAAGUGCUCAUCUUUCGCAAUGCUUCCAGCGUUCGCAUGCACUGAAGUUUGCGCAUCUUUUAAAAUUAUAUCAAGAUAUUUCUUCUGUUUUCGUGCAGUUUUGCUUGAGAGGGCAAUGACAUUCUGGUUCUUCUUUUCCUAAGGCAUUGUUAGCGCAUGCGCUUUCGAUAGUGCAUGAAUGGAACGUGACUUGUAAACUAAUUAGCAUAUUACAUACGACAAUGACAGACCGAUAGCAGAGAUUCGGUGUUAAAAAUCCAAGCACAAAUUGCACCGCAAAGAUUCUCUACUGGAGCAUAAGUACACUGAAUCUAGAGCCUUCUAAGACUUUUUCUGCUCCGUCUUAUAUUAGGACGAUUUGGAGCAAGGAGAGUGCAUAUCUUCUUGGCGUAGCAGCUCGACAUCUUGCUCUCCGAUAGAUGAUGUUACUCUUCUUAAAUUCCAGAAUCUAUUACAGUCAUAAUCGACUGUUUGCCCUUGUGAUACCGAUUAUUCUAUCUGCUGUUUUGAAUACAGUAACAGGUUUAGCUCCAUCAACCAAACCUGCAAGACAGAAAACCUGCCAUGAGCUCAUAAACAGCACAUCUGAAGACCUUUAUUCUCCAGACUUCCCCAAUGCCUCACCACUUAGUAGAACAUGCUCUUGGCAAAUCAGUGCCCCUAAUGGAAAGCAUGUUGCCAUCCAGUCAAUGGAGAUAAAUGUGGGCGGCGUUGAGUGGGAGUGUACCCAGGGCUAUCUGGAGAUUUGGGAUGGAUGUGGGGCUGAUCGCUUUCUUGUAGAAAAGAUUUGUUCCACACGUUUCCAGAGUGAGCAGAGAUACUUGUGGGUUUCAACUGGUUCCUGUGUUAUUAUCAAGUUCAACUCUGCUGGUGGAAGCAAGAAUAAGUUUUUUCUGAGGACAACACAUACCUCAAAGUCUUGUAAUAAGGUAUUAAAAGACCAAAAUUCAGGAAAAUUGACCACCGUAGAGGCCCUCCCUGCUGAGCAACCAGAAUGUAUCUGGAUCAUUGCAGUGCCUCGAAAUAGAAUAGAGCUAAAAUUUGUGGAAGAGUUCAAAAUACGUGGAAAUGGUGCUGACUGUAAAGAUGACUCACUUCGCAUCCAGGAUGGAAGAUUCAGCUCAUCACAGCUUUUAGGCAUUUUCUGUGGUCACACGCGACCAUACCCAGUGUUUUCCACGGAACCUUACAUCAGAGUCACACUUCAAAGUACAGAAAGCAGGAUUGUCUCAGGAAAUCACUUCAGUGCAAAGUAUGCCAUGAUUGACAAGAGGCCGUCUAUACUAGGAAAUUACUGUAAUUCAGACAUGAUAAUGACUACACCUCAUGGAGCAUUUGUUAGUCCUGGUUACCCAGACCAGUACCCCCACCUUAUAAGAUGUGUCUGGAAAAUCCAUGUGAGCUCUGGAUUCAAGAUAUCAUUUCGUUUCCGCGACUUCGAUAUCCAGGGUGAUUCAAUGGAAUGCCAAGACUAUGUAGAGAUAUUUGAUGGCUUAGCGAGCUGGGCUCCCAUCAAGGGGAGGUACUGCGGAAAAGACAUCCCUCCCGUGCUUCGAUCUGUCAGUAACAAGCUGAGAGUAGUGUUCACAUCUGAUAAGGACUAUGCAGGAAGGGGAUUUGAGGCUAUUUAUUCAGAGUUCGACCCCAAAUCAGCAGAUGAAGAAGACAACAGUCGAAGUCAGUUUACGGGAAUCAUGAUCGGGACUACAUGCGGGAUCAUUUUUAUUGUGCUGAGUGUCCUUGCCGUGUUUCACGCACGCAAGAUACGCAUGCGCAGAGAACAAAGCCGUCGCUGUGACGCCGCCAGCACGCUCUCGUUCGACGUGCACCAGGCGAACGCUCCUCCUUCCUACGACAUUGUAAUGGCAUCUCCCGACCUAUUCCCGGCCGCGCCCAAGAGCAGUGAGACCAUGAACACCGACAGAACCUAUGCGGACACGCCACAUCUUCACCGUGAGGUGUGCCGGUUGCUUGGGGACCCAGACUCGGAUGAAGAGGAACCGCCCCCCGCCUACCACGGGCUCUUCCCUGAAGAGGAGGGGUUUGUUUACUCAUUCGGGACCAACUCUAACCAGACUGUGGGUUAUCAUAGGGGCCGAAGAACAUCACAGCCCGAUCAGGCGGAGGGUGUGGUGAAUACAGAAGAAGGCGAGGACCCUGAUUCCAUGCAGGCUCGAAUAUGGCAGCGUCGUGAACUUGAACGAAUUCGGAACUGUCUGACUGGGCGCAACGAGCACCACAUACAGGAACCGCCCAAGCCAAACUCCAGACCUACACUCGAGCGGCAGGACACUUGUAGCAGCUUCGUGACCGAUGUUUAGUAGUUUUAGACUGUGUGACGGAAUUUCACAGACUGCUGACGGAUGUCUAGUGGUGGGGAUACCGCGGGAUGGAUGUCUUGUUGUGCGGGCAUCACGCGACGAAUGCCCAGUAGUUCGGAUAUCGCGUGACGGAUGUUUAGUGGUAUGGAUACCGCGUGAAGGAUAUCCACGACUGCGUGACGGACGUCUAGUGGUUCGGACAUCACGUGGCGGAUGUCCAGUUGUGCGGAUAUCGCGUGACGGAUGUUUAGUGGUAUGGAUACCGCGUGAAGGAUAUCCACGACUGCGUGACGGACGUCUAGUUGUUCGGACAUCACGUGGCGGAUGUCCAGUUGUGCGGAUAUCGCGUGACGGAUGUUAGGUGGAAUGGAUACCGUGUUUCCGAUGUC